This is a messenger RNA of Panicum virgatum (switchgrass), 1801 nucleotides long. RefSeq names its product carboxyl-terminal-processing peptidase 1, chloroplastic-like. Gene Ontology annotation, biological process: proteolysis. Gene Ontology annotation, molecular function: endopeptidase activity; protein binding; serine-type peptidase activity. Lineage: Eukaryota; Viridiplantae; Streptophyta; Magnoliopsida; Poales; Poaceae. The transcript is spliced from 13 exons. Bases 77 to 1450 code for a protein of 457 amino acids. The record is from RefSeq and is a predicted model, not a curated record.
CUGCAAACCCCCCACCACUAAUAACCGGAGGCUCUACUCCCUCGCCUACAGGCUACAGCACCAGAGCCGCACCGCCAUGCGGCCACUCUCCUCCGCGCCGCCGGCGCCGCAGGCGCGAGCGAGCUCCGGCCCCGGCCCCGGCCGCGGGCCCAGGCCGCCGCCGUGCGCGCUGCCGUUCCCCGACGCCCUCCGCGCGGCGGCGGCGGCGGCCGCCGUCUCCCUCUCGCUCCUCACCGGCGACGCCGUGGGCGCGGUUGUGGCGCAGCCCGUCGAGGUGUGCCGGGACGGGGUCGCGGCGGUGGUGGAGGAGGUGAGGGGCGAGGCGGUGACGAACGAGCAGCUCGUGGAGGAGGCGUGGGAGGUGGUCAACGAGAGCUUCCUCCCCGACGCCGGGAGCCGCCCGUGGUCGCCAGAGAUGUGGAUGCAAAGGAAGCAGGAUAUUCUCCAAGGCACAAUCAAAUCCCGUGCUAGAGCCCAUGAUAUCAUUCAGAAAAUGCUAGCGAGCCUCGGUGAUCCUUAUACAAGGUUUCUAUCUCCCUCAGAAUUCUCAAAGAUGUCAAAAUAUGACAUGACCGGGAUUGGAUUAAACUUGAGGGAGAUUCCUGAUGGCAAUGGCUCCUUCAAGUUGAUGGUAUUAGGGCUGCUAUUAGAUGGGCCUGCUUACUCUGCUGGUGUUAGACAGGGUGAUGAGCUUUUAUCAGUCAAUGGCAUUGAUGUAAGGGGUAAAUCUGCAUUUGAUACUUCAUCCAUGCUGCAAGGUCCAAAGGAGACAUUUGUUACUAUUAAGGUGAAGCAUGGUGAUUGUGGUCCUGUUGAGUCAAUGAAGGUGCAGAGACAACUGGUUGCUCGAACUCCAGUUUUCUAUCAUUUGGAGAAAAGAGAGAACGAUGAUUCAUCUGUUGGAUAUAUUCGCAUUAAAGAGUUCAAUGCAGUGGCCAAGAAAGAUUUGGUUAGUGCGCUAAAACGUCUACAGAAUUCAGGUGCCACCUAUUUCGUUCUGGAUUUGAGGGACAAUCUUGGUGGGCUAGUUCAAGCUGGAAUAGAGACUGCAAAGCUCUUUCUCAAUAAAGGAGACACGGUCAUUUAUACUGCUGGCCGGGAUCAUCAAGUCCAGAACACAAUUGUUGCUGAAAGUGGACCUAUGAUUUCUACUCCCAUUAUGUUACUGGUGAAUAAUAGGACAGCAAGUGCUAGUGAAAUAGUUGCUUCAGCACUUCAUGACAAUUGCAAAGCUGUUCUUGUUGGCGAAAAGACUUUUGGCAAGGGCUUAAUCCAAUCUGUUUUUGAACUUCAUGAUGGUUCUGGUAUUGUCGUCACGAUUGGCAAGUAUGUUACACCAAACCACAAGGACAUCAAUGGAAAUGGAAUAGAACCAGAUUACAAUCGUCUUCCUGAUUUCAAUGAAGCGAGAGAUUACCUUUCACGUUGCCGAUUUAAAGACCUAAGCUGAGUGAAGCAUUUUAUUCUGAAGGUUCUCAGAAGGGUUAGCUGGCCCAACACGGUAGAAUGAUGGAACAGAAAUGCUGCCCAACCUGACUGUACAACGGUCUCUCCUUGGCGCGCUGAUACCAUAAGCUGCGUAUUCAUGUGUCAACAAGCCUCUGCGCAGUGAGCACGACCUUCAAUUUGCUGGUGCCACAGCGCCGUGUAGAAGUGGAGAACACAAAGACCUCAUCAAACGAGGCCAUCGAUCUGGGGUUAAACCAACACCACCUGUGAAUAGCUAAUGGUCUGUACCUGUCGGUUAACCCUGAUGGUAAAAUUUGUCUGACUUGCUGAUGUGGUCGCUUGUCGGCCAUCA